Messenger RNA from Colletotrichum graminicola M1.001, 501 nucleotides. RefSeq lists its product as uncharacterized. The transcript has a single exon. NCBI's taxonomy places the organism in Eukaryota, Fungi, Ascomycota, Sordariomycetes, Glomerellales, Glomerellaceae. The coding region runs from base 1 to 501 and encodes 166 amino acids. The record is from RefSeq and is a predicted model, not a curated record.
AUGGCAGCACCUUACGACGGCCUCGAAAUGCCUGUAGCGCUGCAAGCUCUUACCGAGAGAGAAGCUAUAGAGGAUGCGCUUAAUCGAUUUCUUUUUGGAAUGGAUUCAAACAACACGGAACUCUUCGAUUCUGCGCACACUGAGGAUGCACGUUGGGAGCUUAGCGGAAGCUCAGGCGGUCGUGUUCUGAGCGGUCUCAAGGCGAUCCACGAAGAGUGUUUUGACCCAACUAUAAGCAAGCUGGACACUACGCAUAUGGUAACUGGAACGAGGAUCAACAUCACCAAAAGCGGAUCUGAGGCAGUUAUGACAGCAAUUUUCAACGCCCAGCAUUAUGCAGCCGGUCAAGGAAAAGUCAAAGGGUCAAUGUUCUUCUACACCGGUGGCCUGUACAAGAUUGAUUUUAUCAAGGAUGCUACUGCAGGUUUAUGGAAGAUAAAGUGUUUUGCCAUGAAGUGCCUCUGGUCUGAGGGCGAUGUUCGCGUUAUGGGGCAUGAUUAG